GGAAGCUGCGGAAGUGAGGGAGGCGGUGCUGGCGGGCUUCAGGAACUCGGUUCAGGAGCCGACUUUCGCCCCGCCCCGUUCUGUCAAGUCCUCCAGCGCUUAGUCAGGCUGGGAAGCUGUCAGUCAUGGCGCUGUCCUCGCGACUGUGUGGUCUUCUCCCUCUGCGACGCGGAGCGGAGCAGAGAGUCUGUCAGCUGGCGAGGACCUGGGGCAGCCGCGGGCGCUGUGGCACCCGGGGAUCCGGCACUUCCGAGGUGAUAGGAAAUACAAGACCUUUCAAGAGAGGCCUUUUAUUCUCAGCCUUGUCUUAUUUGGGUUUUGAAACCUAUCAAGUCAUUUCUCAGGCUGCUGUGGUUCAUGCUACAGCCAAAGUUUUGGAAGUUGAAGAAAUACUUAAGCAAGCAGACUACCUCUAUGAAAGUGGAGAAACAGAAAAGCUUUAUCAGCUGCUUACACAGUACAAGGAAAGUGAUGAUGGAGAGCUACUGUGGCGGUUGGCACGGGCAUCACGUGACAUAGCACAGCUUAGUAAGACUUCAGAAGAAGAAAAGAAAGUGUUGGUGUAUGAAGCUCUAGAGUAUGCCAGAAGAGCAAUAGAGAAAAAAGAGGCAAGCUUUGCUGCUCAUAAGUGGUAUGCAAUCUGCAUUAGUGAUGUUGGAGAUUAUGAAGGCAUCAAGGUUAAGAUUGCAAAUGCCUAUGUUAUCAAGGAGCAUUUUGAGAAAGCAAUUGAGCUGAACCCUAAAGAUGCUACUUCAAUUCACCUUAUGGGUAUUUGGUGCUAUACAUUUGCUGAAAUGCCUUGGUAUCAAAGAAGAAUUGCUAAAGUGCUGUUUGCAAAUCCUCCUAGUUCCACCUAUGAGGAGGCGUUGAGAUACUUUCACAGGGCAGAAGAAGUGGAUCCAAACUUCUACAGCAAAAACUUGCUGCUUUUAGGAAAGACAUACUUGAAGCUAAACAACAAAAAGCUUGCUGCAUUCUGGUUGGUAAAAGCCAAGGGUUAUCCAGCACACACAGAAGAAGAUAAACAGAUACAGACAGAAGCUGCUCAGUUGCUUACAGGUUUGUGACAAGAACUGAGAACAUUUUGGAGAAGGCAACAACAUACCUAAUACUUUGUAUUUCACUGACUUAUAAACAUGAUACAUUAACCAUCA
This is a messenger RNA of Arvicanthis niloticus (Nile rat), 1154 nucleotides long. The record is from RefSeq and is a predicted model, not a curated record. NCBI's taxonomy places the organism in Eukaryota, Metazoa, Chordata, Mammalia, Rodentia, Muridae.